GGUUUCCGGUGUUAUGGCGACCACCGGCAACAUCUUCGCUUCUGUUUCGAAAACAACCGGCUUUGCUUUCAGUACUUCAUAGGUGAGGUUGUAACCAGCCAGCAGUUUUUAGUCACCCCUCCAUCUCCGUUAUGAUCGCUCAGACAACAGUAGGAAACAGAGGGCUGUGAAGAGAACGGCGGCUGUCUCACAUGUCUGUGUAUUCCUGACUAUGCUGCUCUUGGUAGCGCUGGGCAUAGUUUUUUCGUCCACUGUGGUCACCGCUGAGAGAGCUGAGAGCAUCAACGACAAUCCACUAUCACCGCUGCUUAACUACAGCAGCAUCUCCCUGCCGCCAGAGCACCUACCCUACUACUUCUACAACAACAAGAGGGUCGCCAAGCAAUGCCGCCUGGACCCUCUCUGCCCUUUUAAACAGGAUGCACUGCAGGAUCUGUCUGCCUGUUGGGGAUACGAGAAGAAUUGUGAUCCAGGGAAGCGCUUCAGCUAUCCAGUCUGUACCAAAGCAGACUCUGCAUGGGCCCGUUCACUGGAGGCCGCCCAGGAGCUUUUCUGGAAGCAGGCAGAUUUUGGCUACGUCAAGGAGCGCCUCUCUGAGCUCGAAACACUCUGCAAGGCCACCAAGCCAGGGGACUCCUCUCUAAGAUGUAGUAGCCAAACUCGCUUCUGUAAGGCAACAAACCUUUAUCUGGACCUGCGUGAGCCGCGCAGAGGUCAUGAGAGAUACAAGGAGGACUUCAUCCAGCAAGGAGAGAUUGGUGGUCGAUGCAGGCUCAACAAGCCGGCACUCGCUGCACAGGGAGAGCACAAGAGCCCCUUGCAAUCGUGGUAUGCUGAGCUGCAGACAUACACAGAGCUGGACUUUGAUCCCAUAGAGGAUGGACACUGUGACAUCGUCAUUGAGAAGCCCACUGUUUUCAUGAAACUAGAUGCUGGGGUGAACAUGUACCAUCACUUCUGUGACUUUGUCAACCUCUACAUCUCCCAGCACAUCAACAACUCCUUCAGCUCCGAUAUCAACAUCGUCAUGUGGGACACGAGCGUUUAUGGUUAUGGAGAUCUGUUCGCUGCAACAUGGAGGGCCUUCUCAGAGUACGACAUCAUCCACCUGAAGACCUACGACUCGAAGAGAGUAAGUGUGAUGUCACCUCUGUGAUCCUUGUGCGCUCCUUCUUUGUAUAGGUCUUGGCCUUUGGUCCACAUCUUUUUUGUGCUUAACACUAGACCCGCCAGAGGUCGCUGUAUAC
Molecule: messenger RNA, 1247 nt
Organism: Notothenia coriiceps (black rockcod)
Lineage: Eukaryota; Metazoa; Chordata; Actinopteri; Perciformes; Nototheniidae
Gene: eogt
Product: EGF domain-specific O-linked N-acetylglucosamine (GlcNAc) transferase
Exons: 10
Coding region: 212-1156 (314 amino acids)
Source: RefSeq, a predicted model, not a curated record